Molecule: messenger RNA, 700 nt
Organism: Aspergillus caelatus
Lineage: Eukaryota; Fungi; Ascomycota; Eurotiomycetes; Eurotiales; Aspergillaceae
Exons: 1
Coding region: 103-339 (78 amino acids)
Source: RefSeq, a predicted model, not a curated record
CGAGUUCAAGCGCGAACUCUCAUCUUCAAGACCUCGAAUCUCGGAAUUGAUGUCGUGGAUCUCUUUGUCCCACGAAGCAGAUUUUGCUCGCUCCUUAGCUUGAUGCAGGUGCGACUGAAUGUCUUCGAUGUUGGCCUCAAGCGCCGCUUGGAUACCUUCAUCCACGUUUAUUUCAUCAAGCUUUCCUUGAUAGGUGGUCGAUUCUUUGUCAUUUGUAGCUAUCUGUCGCCUAGCAGCGUUCUUGGUUUCCUGCAAGGCCGACUUCUGCUGUGCAAUAUUGUUCAGAGCCGCUUGCACUUCGCGCAGCUCACCUUGUGCUUCCCGCUUGACCCGGUCUAGGGUCUGAUUCUGGUCUUUCAAUAACUUUCUGACCUUUCUCAUGAAUUCAUCAACAUCACCUUGGUCCUGAAUGUUGUCAAACCCCCGAAUAUUGUUGGUACGCGCGAUGUCUUUGGUCAUCCUUUGUCUCCGUUCAACUUGCCGCUCAAAAUUGGCCUUGUCAUUCUCAAACUUGCCGUAUUCUGCCUGCUUGAUACCUAGCUUUUGCCGCGUUCGCUCGAUUUGCUCUUUGAUCUCCAUGUAGUUCUCCUUUUGAGCCUCUUCUUGCUGUCCAUACUGAAGCUGCUUGGACUCGAACUGUUCCAAAUUUAACUGCAACCAUUCGUCCGAAUCAUCAAGCUCGACGAGGUGUCUUUUCAAA